Messenger RNA from Morone saxatilis (striped sea-bass), 3235 nucleotides. RefSeq names its product Kv channel-interacting protein 2-like. The record is from RefSeq and is a predicted model, not a curated record. The transcript has 8 exons. The coding region runs from base 404 to 1117 and encodes 237 amino acids. Gene Ontology annotation, cellular component: voltage-gated potassium channel complex. Gene Ontology annotation, biological process: regulation of potassium ion transmembrane transport. Gene Ontology annotation, molecular function: calcium ion binding; potassium channel regulator activity. Lineage: Eukaryota; Metazoa; Chordata; Actinopteri; Moronidae.
AGAAUCAGUAGCUGGAAAAGCAGAGAGUCAGAAAACAAUUCCUGCCAACCUGCCAGGGCACACAUGAAUUGUCCGAACUUCACCUGUAACUUAAACAACCUUUGACAGCCUUGGAGGCGGCGGGGGUGGAGCAGCAAGUCGACAGUCCUGCUGCCACGCACUUACCGUUCUCGAUGAAGAAACGAGGAGAAUAACAAUCUACCUUCAGUGAAGAAAGCGGGCGGGGAGCCGUGCGGAGUUGGGAUGGCCAAAUACCGGAAUAUAGAGGGAGACUGAGAGGAGAGGCUGAAGAGACGAAGACGGUGCAUUCCUGGUUGGAGCUGAGGGGGGGGAACGUGGUUGCCCUGGGGCAAGAGAAAGAUUUUUGUUGACAGAAACAGAGGGAGAGAGGAAAGGGGAAAGGAUGCAUCUGUUCUUCCAAGACAAAUGGGAGGUGGAGGGGCUGCAGACUGUGGGCAUCCUCCUGGUGGUCUGCAGCUCCCUCAAACUGAUGCACUUUCUGGGGCUUAUCGACCUUUCCACGGCAGACAGCGUGGAAGAUGACUUUGAGCUAUCCACUGUGUGUCAUCGCCCUGAAAGCAUGGACAAGCUGCAGGAGCAGACUAAGUUCACCAAGAAGGAGCUGCAAGUCCUCUACAGGGGCUUCAAAAAUGAGUGUCCAAGUGGUGUGGUGAAUGAGGAGAACUUUAAGACCAUUUACUCCCAGUUCUUUCCGCAGGGAGAUUCGAGUAUGUAUGCACACUUCCUGUUUGAAGCUUUCGACACUAACAAGAACGGCUCAGUUAGUUUUGAGGACUUUGUAUUUGGCCUAUCUAUCAUCCUGAGAGGGACCAUUAAUGACCGGUUAAACUGGGCGUUUAACCUCUAUGACUUGAACAAGGACGGCUGCAUCACCAAAGAGGAGAUGUUGGACAUCAUGAAGUCAAUCUAUGACAUGAUGGGGAAGUACACAUACCCCACUAUGCAGGACGAUGCUCCAAGAGAACAUGUGGAGAGCUUCUUCCAGAAAAUGGACCGGAAUAAAGAUGGGGUGGUCACCGUAGAGGAGUUCAUCGAGUCAUGCAAAAAGGAUGAAAACAUCAUGCAGUCCAUGCAGCUGUUUGACAACGUCAUCUAAGAAUCUGGACCAGAAAGUAUGCUGGCACCAGGGAGGGGAGUGUGUGUGUAAGAGGAAUUGGGAUUGAAAAGUGAGACAGAGUUUGUGAAUGUGUGUGUGCGUGUGGCCGUCUUCUGACUUGCAAGCUUGUGCUUGUGUGUCUGUUGAGAGCUGUGAUUCCCGAGGGCGCUGAGAGGCCCUCUCCCUCGUCCUGGACACCCAGUGACAUUUCUCCACGCAACAAUGGAGUUGCCCCAACUCUUCAUCAUGCAGAAUCUUAGUUUUACACCAGAGACACAAAGAAAGAAGGCAAGCAGCGGUCUCAUAGGCACUGGCACACACAAGACCCCCCACUUUUUUAUUUGAACUUUAUUUAUUACUAUUACUUAUGGAGGAACUAUGUCAGCCUGUAAUGGCUCAACUCAGAGGAACAAAGCUGUCCCCAAACCUUUGUUUUAAGAUCACUUUUUCCCUUUUCCCUGUGAUGGCUGAGAUUUGGAUUUAUGAAUCUGAUCCUGCCUUUGUGCAUGUGGGUAACACCUCCCUGAAGCCGCAAGACUGCUCAUGCCCCGGCCAUAAAAAUAGAAAUAAGUCUAUCACCAUCUGGUGGACGAGAGAGAGAAAGACACUUCCUGAGGAAACAACUGACAAUUUGGAGUUCCAAAUGAUCAAGUUUUAUGGAGGUUCAAACGUGUUGUUUUCGAUGAGGAGCUGAUUUCAGUAUCGCAUGAUGAUGUCACUAAUAUCCAAUUAUGUAUUUACAGAGAUACUCCAAAGUCUGCUUGUCUGUCUGCUGUUCCUAGUCAUUCACAGGUGCCUCACCCUUUGUGUAUGUGUGUGCAUGUGUAACAUAAAGAGAUGUCAUCCAUCUUACCUAUGUAAGACUGUAAUGGGAUAACACCCACCUCCAUUUAUGGGAUUCUGGUAGAAUAAUUCCCGGCCUUCCAAACUAUCACAGUCCUAGUCGUAGGUGUCUAAUGACUGUUGUACAUUUUCUAGCAUUCCCAGUGGUGUGAUACUAGGCGGUACAACGUGGUGAUGGCACUAUAAUUGACAAGCUGUUUUAACCAUCCCAGCUUCCCUCAACACAGGACUGGCAUACCACAGUCGUACUAGUCUAUCAGUACACAUCCAAGGGGAAUUUAUUAGAUUGCAGAUUGUAUUUGUGAACUUCUUGUAAUCUGAAAUGUCAUGUGGUUGUAGCAGGUUCUACCACUUCAAAAAAAAUAUCUCAAAACCCUUGUUGCAUUCAAUUAGGCUCAUUCAAUUUCAAAGAGGCAUAGUAUGUGUGUGUACUGUUAGUGAGAGAGACAUGGUUCAAUAACAGUUUCUUUCCUCCCCCCUCCCUCCUCCCAGACCUAACCCAGACCAGCCCACCCAUCCCCAUUCCAUAUUCUCCCUCUCUCUGUAACACCAAAGAGAAGAUAUAAAUUAGAGGUAUGUAAAGCCACCCUAAGUUAAGACAAAAAGCCCACCCGUGGGUGAAGAGAGAGGGAGAUGCUGUGUAGUAAGAAAGGCAAGGGGCAAUCAGAGGUAAAAUGGCAAUGUGGUUCACCUGCACACUGUCAGGACCGAAGUGUAGCUAACCCAAAUGUUAGGCUCUGAUGAAUUAAUUCUUUUUAUGAGAAUUUACAACCACUUAUUAAAUUGCUUCUUUUCAAAGUUAACCUACUCUUAAAUAUAAGAUGGUGUAAGUAGAAAAGGCACUCAAGCUGUAAUUAAAUAGGCUGUGGUGUCUUUUAAAUGCAGAAAGACUAACAUGGAAUAGCAAUAAUGUUCUCAAUCACUUAUCAGCACCUUUCCACUUAUCCAACCUCUCAUUCCUCUCAGAGCUCAGUACACUCAGUAAGGGUACACCAAGACCCUGAUGAAAAUAUGCACUUACCCACCCUGCAAUUUGUUUUUUUUCUAUUCUGCAAUUUUUAUUUUCUGUGGGAAAAAAGUGGUUUGGCUCUGAUCGUUCCUUGCCAACAGUCUGUUACUUCCAUUCCUGACCACAAGUAAAACCUGUCUAUACCCGCAUGUACUGUGUCUAGAACAAUGAAAACCUACUAACCCGUUGUACUGACUGUCUAGUUAGCUAGCCUCAACUGGUUGCAUUACAUAUUCAAAAUGUAUAUUUUGUACAGAGACAAUAAA